Molecule: messenger RNA, 243 nt
Organism: Caenorhabditis remanei
Lineage: Eukaryota; Metazoa; Nematoda; Chromadorea; Rhabditida; Rhabditidae
Exons: 3
Coding region: 1-243 (80 amino acids)
Biological process (GO): endoplasmic reticulum to Golgi vesicle-mediated transport
Cellular component (GO): Golgi membrane; COPII-coated ER to Golgi transport vesicle; endoplasmic reticulum membrane
Source: RefSeq, a predicted model, not a curated record
AUGGCACUUUCGUUUUACGCUCUUCUAGAGGCUGCGCUCCUCGUUCUCAACGGAAUCGCAAUCCUUCAUCGCGAAAGAUUUUUGAAAAAAUACGGACUCGGUGCACCAUCUCACUCAUUUGACGGAUCGAAUUCAGUCAAGGAUCAAGUCGUUUCUCUAAUUUUUGCCGUUCAAACGGUGAUGCGAAUGCCCCUCAUUGCCAUCAACAUUGUGGUUAUCGUCUUCAAGCUGAUUCUUGGUUAA